UUAUUCGCGAAUUUUACCCUUCCCCUCUCAUCCGUUCCGCGGACGACGACCGUCGUCGACCCGCCUAAAACCCUAAAACCUAAAAUCGAAAUCUCCUCCCAAAACCCUAACCCUAGAGUCCAUCCAUGGCGCUGUACCUCCUUUACGAGUCAGCUUCAGGCUACUCGCUCUUCCAUGCGUACGGACUCGACGAGAUCGGCCAGAACACGGAGGCCGUCAAAAACUCCGUCCUCGAUCUCACUCGCUUCGGCAAGACCGUCAAGCUCGAAGCUUUCCAGCCUUUUUCUUCCGCCCUCGACGCCCUCAAUCAGUGCAACGCCGUCUCCGAAGGGAUUAUGACUGAGGAGUUGGGUAAUUUUCUGAGAGUGAACCUGCCGAAGGUGAAGGAAGGGAAGAAGGCCAAGUUUAGCCUGGGAGUGGCUGAGCCGAAAGUGGGGUCUCAGAUUCAGGAGGUGCUGAAGAUCCCUUGCCAGUGCAACGAAUUCGUGCUGGAGUUGCUUAGAGGCGUAAGGCUGCAUUUCGACCGAUUUAUUAAGGACCUCAAGCCGGCAGAUUUGGAGAAGGCGCAGCUGGGGUUGGGCCAUAGUUACAGCCGGGCGAAGGUGAAGUUCAAUGUGAAUCGAGUGGACAAUAUGGUGAUUCAAGCUAUAUUUCUGCUUGAUACACUGGAUAAGGAUAUUAACUCGUUCUCCAUGAGGGUCAGAGAGUGGUAUUCAUGGCAUUUCCCAGAACUUGUGAAGAUUGUCAAUGACAAUUAUUUAUAUGCCAAAAUUGCAAAGCUUGUGCAGAACAAGUCAGAUCUAUCUGAAGAUCAUAUUCCACAGUUGUCUGACAUUCUUGGUGAUGAGGACAAAGCAAAGGAAAUUGUCGAAGCGGCCAAAGCAUCCAUGGGGCAAGAGUUAUCUCCAAUAGAUUUGAUUAAUGUCCAACAGUUUGCUCAGAGAGUUAUGGACCUAUCCGAGUACAGGAGGAAGCUUUACGAGUAUCUCGUCACAAAAAUGAAUGACAUUGCACCAAAUUUGACCUCCUUAAUUGGUGAAAUCGUUGGUGCACGUUUGAUUUCACAUGCUGGAAGCCUCUCUAAUUUGGCGAAAUGCCCGGCUUCUACUCUUCAGAUACUUGGCGCAGAGAAAGCCCUUUUCAGGGCACUAAAAACUCGAGGAAAUACUCCGAAAUAUGGCCUGAUCUUCCACUCUUCUUUCAUUGGACGGGCAUCAGCUCGAAAUAAAGGGCGAUUAGCUCGUUACCUUGCAAACAAAUGUUCGAUAGCCUCUCGUAUUGAUUGUUUUUCGGAUACGAGUACCACUGCCUUUGGGGAAAAGCUCAGGGAGCAGGUUGAGGAGCGAUUGGAUUUUUAUGAUAAGGGCAUUGCUCCUCGAAAGAACAUUGAUGUUAUGAAGGCUGCUCUUGAGAGUGUACUGCAAAAUGAUCAAGAAGGAGAUGGCAAGGAAAUGGAUGUUGAGCAAGCAGGCACCGAUGUCCCUGCAAAGAAAAGCAAGAAGAAGAAGAAGAAAUCAAAGAGCGAGGCUACAGAUACAGAAAGCAUGGCGGUGGAUAAAUCUACUGAUGACUUUAAGACCGAUGCUUCUGCUGAGCCAUCAACUGAAAAGAAAAAGAAGAAGAAGAAACACAAAUCCGAACAGGAGCAAGGGACCGUGACAAGUGAUGAUGCAGGGGAUAAUAGUACUGCAAAAAAGAAGAAGAAAAAGAAGAACCAUGAAGUCUCAGAGGAUGGUGAUGCUGAAAUGGCAUCCGAAGUGAAGAAGAAAAAGAAGAAAAAGGCGAAAAAUGUAGAUGAGUAGUUUGAAUCAGUUAUCCUUGAAGGCUAUAGUAUUAAAAUCCCAUGUGUAUUUAUUUGCUCUCCUACUAGAAAUCAUGCACUCCAUUUUGGUGAGAUGAAAUACACUUGCAAUGUUGUAUCAUGAGGUGGAUGUUAUAUGUCGCAUAUUUUGGGUACCCCAUAAGUUGUGUAUCUUGUUAAGGCUCU
Asparagus officinalis (garden asparagus) is the source of this 1987-nucleotide messenger RNA. RefSeq names its product nucleolar protein 56-like. Gene Ontology annotation, molecular function: snoRNA binding. The record is from RefSeq and is a predicted model, not a curated record. The transcript has 8 exons. Gene Ontology annotation, cellular component: box C/D methylation guide snoRNP complex; small-subunit processome. The coding region runs from base 126 to 1802 and encodes 558 amino acids. NCBI's taxonomy places the organism in Eukaryota, Viridiplantae, Streptophyta, Magnoliopsida, Asparagales, Asparagaceae.